Molecule: messenger RNA, 7552 nt
Organism: Bombus impatiens (common eastern bumble bee)
Lineage: Eukaryota; Metazoa; Arthropoda; Insecta; Hymenoptera; Apidae
Product: zinc finger protein with KRAB and SCAN domains 3-like
Exons: 5
Coding region: 2603-4447 (614 amino acids)
Biological process (GO): regulation of DNA-templated transcription
Molecular function (GO): RNA polymerase II cis-regulatory region sequence-specific DNA binding; DNA-binding transcription factor activity, RNA polymerase II-specific
Source: RefSeq, a predicted model, not a curated record
CCACACCCGGUACGAGCCAUGUAGUCGGGCUACCCUCCACCGCGAUACACGGCGGACAAUUGUUGCUUCUGCGCCCACAGGUGGUACAUCUUCAUCUUCGAUCUUCGUGCCCGUAGACGUUCGCGUCCGGUGUGCCACGUCGUCGAACGCGACCGGGGCCCAUGGACGAGCCUCGAUCUAUCGUUGACCGGUCGACCAAGCGCGCGUCGUGCUGCUCGUAACCGCGCUCUGCUCGUCCAUGUCGUGCCUCUCUCUACGUGUCUAGAGACCCCAGUGUUACUUACGUGCCACCGCUUGCAAAAACCUAUUUCGUUUCCUCGUUCAACGUCGUUUUCAACGUUCGCCCGUCAUUUGUUUCGUCGUCGUGAUUACUUUUACGUAUACUUCCGUGGUGCUGCUUUCACGAUACUCGCGUCUAUGUGUAUUGUGAGCUUGGGUUUUCCGUGUGCGUUACUCGAAGCAACCCCUCUACGGCAAACGAUCGAGUCGUAUCGAACCGAGUAGACAGGUAAAGUGGAGCCUGAAUUAUUUCUGCGUUAAUCGAAGGUGUUAGGGAGGAAGAGGAAUAGAAGAAAGAGAAAGGUGGGACGAAGAAAGAGUACGAGGAGGGACUAGGAACGCAUACGUGGUUCGUCGCCGUGAGCCACCGGCGAUCCAAGGCUGCGACGAGGCCCGCGAACAGCCGCACGAGGGCAGAGUUGUAGCUUCACGCGGGUUCCUCCUUUCGCGGUGCUUCCCCGCCGUACAAAACCAGCCAUCACCAGUGCGAGGAGGCUAAGGAAGGGCGAAGAAGUCGCGCAAAGUCCUCCUACGGGUUUGUUCCUGCUUUCUGACUGGCAAGCAAGACACCAGGCUACCGGUAGACACUGAGACAGGGUGAAAGAGAGAAAGGGAGAGGGGACCACUUACCAGAGGGAGUUAUCGACUACACACGUAAGGCGACAGCGCACACGUACGGAUACACAAACAUCGCGGACCUGUUGUCCAACUUGUUGCUCGUCCCUGCAAAAGGCACACCUCGCCUGCCUCCACGACGCACACGUUUGCUUUCCGAAAAAGGACCUUCGGUUAUUUACAAUUCGUUAACUCGAAGAUAGCAGCUUGAAUUUUCAGCUGGAAGAACCACAGCCUGGCUGGCUCGGUCUGUUAUUCAGCCUACCGAGAGAAUCGCGAUUAAUCGAGCGUAUUUUAUAAAUCCGCUCGCUCCAGAGAUAAGAAACUGGUGAUUCGAUUUGCUCCUCUACGCUACUGGAAUUGUACCUUCUUAUUAGAAAAUCUGUUUAAUGGUGGAAGAUUGAAGGUUCUACGAGAGACUGUUUUCAUCGGGAACAUUGGUGAUUUGUAUCGAGAAGAAGGAAUAUAUUGGGAAAGAUUUUUUUGAAAUUUACUGGGACGGUUUUAAAGAAGAGUAAGAGGAAGCACGCGGCGUCGCGACCAUUAUUUGUCGGAUUCACCGCACUCGAAAUCGCCGAGAUGAGGGUAUCGUCGCGAGAAUGGACACGCCCGAUGCUGCACGAGAGUGUUGCCGGCAGAAUGGAACGAUGCUCGGAUCAGGAGGGCGAGUAGACGGUGAAAAGUAGUCCGAGUGGCGAGAACUGACCUCUGAGAGAGACUCGAUGCGGUAUCAGGACGAACCGAGAUAUAAAACACGAAUAAUUAAAUACAAUAUGGAUAUUCGUAAAUAAUCACGAAGUAUAUGUACAUUUUUAAUAACCGUGAACACUGAAACAAAUUUUAAUCGAAGAGAGUUUUUCAAGCGGCGUACGAAAGAAAAUUACUGAAGAGAAUAGCGUAAUAAAAAUAGUUGAUACGGAUUGUUUGGAUUUUAUUAAACUACGAUGAAGCGUAUAGAUGAAAGAUUUCUCCAGAGGAAGAACGUAAGCACCGGAGGCGACAGUAAGCGGAAGACAGGGCAAAAGUAGACGAAGACCGAGGAAUACCGUAAGAACCACGUAAUCUUCCACCCGUGAAUACAACGAAAGCAAUAUUACAAACAAGGUAAAGCAACAAAGAGAAUCUAAGAAAAGAAACAAAAGAAGCAAACUAAGAAGAAAUAAAGCAAGGCAAGCUACAUUUUUCUUUCUCUCUUAUAAACUCGAGUUACACCGAGGAAUCUCAUCUGGAACCACGUACGUUAACACGCACAAACCAAGUGUUAUUAAAAAGGAAGUUUCCAGUGAGGAAACACUUCCGGAUAAUCCCAACUUCCGGGUGUAUCUGAAAUCUCGAGUUGGACUGACUCGCUUCGCCGAAAAGAUAUUUUAAUAUAAAUCUAUACACGUAUCUAUAUAUGUGUAUAUAUACACACACUAUAUAAAUACACAAAUAUACAAGUAUAUUUAUACACACAGACACGUGUGUAUAUAUAUUUACGUGAAAUACACACGUAGCUCCGUUUGAAAUCGUGCAACGACAUCUAGAAUUAAAAUACCGCCCCCAAACGGCGAUCGGAAUCGACAUUUCCGGUAGAAACGAGCCCGCCACAAGGAAGUGUCCCGUUUUUAUCAACUCUGCGAAUCGAAUAUCGAUGCUGCAAUUACUUGGAGCUUGACUAGUUCCUCUCGAGACGCUCGUGACCAAGAGAAAGAAACCAAAAGCCAAGAUGCCACGGUGUUAUAUGGUGAAGAAGGCCCUGUGCAACAAGUAUAUAAGCAACGUUGCCAGAGGAUUCGAGAGCUGGGGUCGCGGAAGGACCACGCCAUCGCCGACCACCAUACAAAUCCCAGUUUCGCCCAUAGAAGGGAGCGUCGCACCCCCUGUUGCUCAAGAAUACCUGAAUGCGAAGUCCCAAGAUACGACUGCAACGACAGGAGCGAAGACGCUCGAGCAGAAUGUCCCGAAGGAGAAGGUAAACGAGCCUAGCAAUGUGGACAUGACGGCGACGACAAACACCACGAGUACACCAUCGACGGAAUCUUCGACUGCAGCUCGAACGGAGACAUCGGUGAUCACCUGCACAGCUACAUGCUCACCAUCCACGGUGGUAGCUCCGCAAACGACAGAAUCAAUCGCCUUGAGCGUCGAGGACACAACGAUCACGACAUCCACGUUGCCUUCCACGGCUCCCAGAUCACCGUCCAAAACAGUUCACACAGACCAUCAGCAACAUACGACCGUGCUCCAUUACACGCCACCGAGGGAGCCUUCUCCAUCCUCGAACACCGCUACACCGUACCAUGUGGAAGAAACAGCGGAUCAUUCCACGUCUGAUUCAAGGAUAGGGUCCAAUAACGGCAAUGUGAUCACCAAUUACGUGUCCUCGAUGUUCAAAGACCGUUCAGCGGCUGAAACAGAAGCUGCACACGAUUUACUAGAGCUCUCAAGAUCGUUGCCCCCAUUACCACCACCCAGUGUCGCCAUCGGGCCACAAAACGUGAUAGAGUCACCUGCAACCGAUAUCCAAGAGAUGACGGUGUACCAACCGAAUCAACCGAUCUACCAAGUGAACACUAUCGGUUUAACAAGUUCUACAGUCUACACCCAUCACCAACACCAGCAACCAACAACCGCGAGCAUCAUUUACGAGCCCAGCGCAACGAUAGUCCAGCAAACGGGCAGCGUGUUCAUCCCACUGUCCCCUGUUCAAGAGAUUCUGCUCACCUAUAGCACGCCGUCCAUCCCGUGCACGCCGACCAUCCCGUGCACACCGACCAUCCCGUGCACGCCGAUCAUGACUACACAUCAUCCACCCCAACUACUACCACAGCAACAGCAUCUUCUCCAAGCCAUAGAGGCAGCACCACCACUGACCCCACCUACGUCUGAAUGUAGCAGCGAUAUUGAAAAUAAUAAUCCAAAUUCGCAACCCAGUCAGAAGGAUAAAGAGGUGCAAACAGUGCUCGAACAGAGCGAGGUGAAACCGGCGAGCUAUACGUAUGACACUUUAUUGGUAACUGACGGGAGGUCGAAGAAUAAGAAGGUUUUACCUAUUCAGAAAACGCAGGAGGCUGAACCGGUUGAAGGACUUGAGGCAUCAAAGAUCGGGCGUUACGUCUGUUGCGAGUGCGGUAAACAGUACGCGACUUCGUCAAACUUGUCACGACACAAGCAAACCCAUCGUAGUAUCGACUCGCAAUCGGCGAAGAAAUGCAUCCACUGUGGCAAAGCAUACGUAAGCAUGCCAGCCCUGGCGAUGCACGUGCUGACCCAUAAACUAACACACAGUUGCGGUGUCUGUGGCAAGAUGUUCUCCAGACCGUGGCUACUCCAAGGACACCUGAGAAGUCACACGGGCGAGAAACCUUAUGGAUGCGCGCAUUGCGGCAAAGCGUUCGCCGAUCGGUCGAAUCUGCGCGCCCACAUGCAGACGCACUCCGCGGACAAGAACUACGAGUGCCACAAGUGUCACAAAUCGUUCGCGCUCAAAUCUUACCUGAACAAGCACCUAGAGUCCGCCUGUCAAAGGGAGAACGACGAUUCCAACAAUGACCUAGAUGCACCUCAAUAGAUUCCAUCGAGUUACGGGCACUUUUGGCGCUAGUGUCGCUGCACGUCAUCAAUUGGCGACACAUCAGAUGAUAAACGAAAUGCAAGAAAAGAUUCUCCAAGGUGCAAUCCCUUCUGGUAUCAACUUCAAUGGGUCAAUUCAAUCUUUCUGGAAUUCGACAGUUCCAACAAUGAUGACUACUUCGUUGUUUCCCUUCCUCCCUCUCGUAAACUUCCAAAAAAUCCCACGAACCAUUCUCUCGAUGAAAAGCGUAAAAGGAAGGAUUCGUCCACGAAACAACAGAAACAACGAAGAAUUUCGAUCGUUGACGUCACAGGUGAUUUUUCGAUUAACCAACAAUCACGAAUUCAUCGAGUUCCCAGUCUGGGUAAGCGAACGAUCUCAAACUGAUCGCGAUUCAUGUCACCAGAAGCUACCAGCAAGCAAGGAACAGACAUUUCGAAGAUGAAACCCAUAAAAUAGGCGGACGUUGAACCAACGCGAGAAUAUCGUGGUUAAACUAACGUUCUGAAUUCUCGUUUCGUUCUUCGUGUGAGUAAACAUUCAAAGGCGUAUAUGAUUAACGUAAGCUGAUUAUUAAAGUCGUUUUCGCACAGAGAAAGGAACGUUCGAGGAGAACGGAGCGUAUAUACAGGGAUAAAUCGUCGUAAAGUAAGGAGACACGUGUUUCAUUGCAUCAAGACGCGCACGGUGCGAUUCAAGCGACAUUCCUUUCGUCCAUGGACGCUCGAUGAGAUUCUAUUCGUCGUCCGGUGAAAUCGAUAUUCGCGUGGCAUCAAGGGAAACGAAAACGACGCUCGUUCGCUUGCCGAUGAAGUGUCUGGAAUACGAUAGGGAGAGGCAAAGAACGAACAGCGCGGCGAAAAUCGAUGCAAUACUAUCGAGGGACCAUCAAUUUGUGAGUAAAAUUCAUUUCGAAUCGCCGAUAGUCGAUGGGAACCGGGUCAAUUCUAGUCAAGGAACUUCGGAAUCCAAUGAAAAUAAUGCAUGCUCCAAGUACGCUUACUAGUCGAUUUAACGACCUUCUCUUUGAUGAAACUUGGCAGUUUUCAGAUGUCGCGUGGCAAUUCGUGUACCAUCGUCUCAUUCUUAUUGAUUUUCUGCGUGCUCUUCUGCAAUUUGACUUAAUGCAAUAACCUGUACAUAGUGGGAUCCACUGAUUGGGAUCAUUAGGAUUGGAGGAUGAUCCUAGGAUCAUUAGUUGAUAGGAAUAUUUGACUUCUAUCUUAGUUCUAUCUUAUCUAUCUUAUCUUAUUCUAUCGCGCGGAAUAAAAUAGUCGAAACACAGACUGAAACGUGAUUCGUGAUAGGGAAAGCGAUCUCAAGCGACCAAUUAAUUUCAGGACAAGCUAUAGCCAAAGAAAAUUUCGUUUGAUUCUCCAUUUCAUACUUGUCGACGUUUUAACGUGCCUCUUCUUUCUCAAUUCUGCUCGACAUUGAUCUCAACCUCAUUCUCAACUUCCUUUCGUAUUUAUUUUUCGUACAAAUGUAGUAAUAUCUUCACGACGAGCUAAAACAAUAUAUCGUAUCGUAACUUGACCGUUGUCGAAAUGAUUCGCGGGCAAGUUGAUAUCCGAUACCUAUCGAUGGAUGAUAGGAGACUAUCGAUGUUAGAAACGCGAAAAGUUUCCACGCGAACGUAAUUUCCUCGAGGAAUCGUUUUCCCAAAGUUUCAUCGGCGCCCUUGGCGUACAAUAGGAACGAUGGAGGGAGGAUGAGCACACGUCGGAGGUUUUCAUCAACAUUUCACGUAAACUGGACCACCUGUUGAAUGCAGGAAUGACCAUUGGUGGCGAAAGGGUCGCUCUCUCGUUUCGCUCUCCUAAAUUAUAGAACAUCCUCCCGUAAUUUCCUCGUUGUCAGAAGUAUACGCCAACGAGACCGCCAUUUUUCGUUUUUUUUCUUUUUCUUUUUUUUUCUUCAAUGAGAGAUGAUUUAUAGAAUGACUCGAUCUGCGUAUGAAAAAAUUACGGAAAUUUGUUACAUCCUCGAGGAAUUUCCUAAUCGCUUGUCUAGUCAGAAGCUUCUAGUUGAUAAUCGAUCACUAACAAAAUUUUGAGAUUCUUCUUUUAUCGUAAAUUUCUAAUUUAAUAACGCAAUAAUGCAGCUCUUACUCGAUAGUUUGUAAGUGCGUAAAUUUUUAUUUUAGGAGUUAAUAAAUGAACAAAUAUUGCAAAAUAGACUUAGACUGUUCUAUUCUAAGAUUGUACUUAGAUCGUUAGCUACGCUUUCAUCGUUCCUAGUCCAAUAGUCGUUUUAUUUAUCGUCUAGUUCACUCGUACUUACAACGUUCUUAAUCGUGAUAUUAAUUUGAUAUAUUAUUAUUACGACGGAAGGAAAAUCAGAGCGGGGAAGACGAAAGGAAUGUCGACGUAUAGAAAAUAUCAAGGACAAGCACCGGCAAGUAACUGAAAAAAGAAAUAAAGAGACUUCCGCUCUAGUCAGUGAGCUACGCUUGUAUCGUAUCGUUUUAUCUUAGGUUGCCUCGAAAAACGGGGCUUAGUCUUGUAUAAUAGGUGAAGUGAUCGUUCUUAAAUUUAAGUUGUUCGUGUCGCUAUUGCUUUCACGUGGGGAAAAAAACGCGUUUUUUAUAACGACCGUAGAGAUAUUUUGGUACGAAAACAUUUUCAGCGAUUAGAAAAGAAAAAAAAACAAGAAACUUAGGGGAUCGACCGAUUGUAUUAUUGCGUACUCGACGUAUCGGUUAGUUCGCGUUAAGUAGUUUUUAAACGGACGCAACGGAACAAACGAGCUUUAGCGGUUUAAGUUUCUAAUAAACUAAAGAAAAUGAGAAUAAAACGGCGUCGAAUGCGUCUGCAAGUUUUCUCGCGCCGUGUGUCUGUUUAGCAGAGCAACGUCGAACCUCGAUCUCGAGGAUUUUCACGUCUGCAUUCGACAUACCAGCAACGUGCAAGUGAUUCUUCGAAAACAGAAAAUGGAAGAAAAUUCAACCCUUAAAGGCGAUCGCGAACGAGAGUUUACCGAGACGAAUCUUCUUUAAACUACAUAAUUAAGUGUUUUAUCGUUGUUCGAUCUAGACGAGGAGCAGCAAAAUUACCGUUUGCGCUGGUCAAAUAACAUGACGGUGGCGGUAUCGUUACUGGA